Molecule: messenger RNA, 1664 nt
Organism: Ostrea edulis (European flat oyster)
Lineage: Eukaryota; Metazoa; Mollusca; Bivalvia; Ostreida; Ostreidae
Product: cathepsin L-like
Exons: 4
Coding region: 1-597 (198 amino acids)
Cellular component (GO): lysosome
Molecular function (GO): cysteine-type endopeptidase activity
Source: RefSeq, a predicted model, not a curated record
AUGUCUCUCCUUGGAAGAGAAAACAAUGGAUGCCACGGAGGACUUCCAUCAAGAGCCUUUGAAUAUAUUAUAAACAACGGAGGAAUCGACACUGAGAAGUCCUACCCGUAUCUUGGAAAGGAAAAAAAACCCCAUACAUGUCAAUAUCAACAAGACAAUGUCGGGGCCACCUGUCAGGGCUUCGUUAGCCUUCCCUCCGGGGACGAGCAGAAACUCCAGGAAGCAGUGGCUAGCGUGGGUCCAGUCUCUGUUGGUAUUGAUGCCAGAAGUAACAAGUUUCAACUGUACAGAGAGGGUGUGUAUUAUAACAGCGAGUGUAGCAGUGUAGACUUGGACCACGGCGUUUUAGUUGUUGGAUAUGGUGUAUACCAAGGAAAAGACUAUUGGCUCGUCAAAAACAGCUGGGGUACAUCCUGGGGUCUGCAUGGUUAUAUAAUGAUGUCCCGUAAUCAGGACAACCAGUGUGGGAUCGCGACUCUUGCCACGUAUCCGACCGUAGCUGGGUUUUCCUUUACCAGAAACCUUGGGGUGUAUUCCUCCGCCAGAGACCUUGGGGCCAUAUAUACUUUUCUUAUUUUGGUAUUCUUUCCCCUCUAAGAUUGUACUUAGCUGUAUAUACACGUGGUCACAUAUAGGCAUCUAGAGCCCUAAUCUGAUUUAUAGAUUUUCAUAAAGAUGGAUGAAAUACUUUUUACAGGGUUAUUUUAAUACUGUAUACAGGGUUAUUUUCGCCCCGUGUUAUUUUCGUCCUUCUACACUUGCUGACGGUUUCAUCCCGUUUUAAAUUCGCCCACACACCGUUGUGUUAAAAGCGAGAUAAUGGAAAGAACAGUUUCACCCAGUCUUAAUUUCGUCCGCUGACAACGAGGGCAAAGGGGGGCGAAAAUAAAAUGGUGGCAAAUAUUUCCCAGUAUGCAGUAAUAUUAAUCAUCGAUAGUUUGCUUUCCUGGCUUAUGACACUUAUACAUGUAAUAUAGUAUACACAACAGACAUUAAUACACAAACUUCUAUUCAAGUAAUAUUCAAUUUCUUCCAAAUGUAAAAUGUUUUGCGGGAACGAAAUCUAAGAAAAACAAGAGAGCUUCAGUGGAAACUAACACAACUAUUCCAAAACUCCGGAUGUUCUGUGAUGACACGAAAGUUGUCGAAUUGAGGAGGACAAGGACUUGGUGUCUACAGUGAGGUUACGUUUGACUUCUUGCAACAUUUCCUGCAAUUCCGCUCAAGUCAUGUUUGUGUUAUUUCAAUAGCAAAGAUACCGUUGUGGUACUAUCUGUCACUGUAAACUCAGUUUACUGUGUGAUACCGUUGUGGUACUAUCUGUCACUGUAAACUCAGUUUACUGUGUGGUUUGGUGCGUAGUGUGUAAAAUAGUGUACAGCGUGGUGGCACCAUCUGCGUUUAGCGUUGUUGAUUUAGGUGACACUGCGAUUUGACCGUACAUUUGUAAUUUCAGAGUCUGUUGUAUGUACAUUAGCUAAGACGGUGAUCUGGUUUAUCGUUUAUUUGUAGUGUUGAAUCCCCCGCUGUUGUGGUACAUGUAUCCACAAUGUAAAUAUAUAAGCUUAUUGUACUGUAUGUAAUUUCAACAAAAACAGAUUGCAUAUGAAACACAUAAUCAAGAUCAUUUAUAAAGUAUAUAUAAAUAAACAAUUCAUAAUUCA